CGGCUCUCAGUGGCAGUACACGCCACAAAAAAAAAUAGCCCAAAAUAUUUUGUGGAAGAGACAAAAUCGGUUGCCCGGAGGAACAUGUCGUCGUCAACGAUGUUCAAACUCUUUCUGCUUUCUGCAGUUUUGAGUUUUUAUCUUUCCAGUGGUCAAAAGGUCAACCCCCUACCGUGCAAGGGCGUGACGCAAGAUGCUACCGUGAGUGAGGUCGAUAUCAUGCCCUGUCCGAAGUUCCCUUGCCAGUUCAAGAGGGGAACCAAUGUUAGCGUAGCAAUAACCUUCACUUUGAACGCGGGAGCCACCACCGCAUCCAGUGCCACGACCGUGGUCCACGGUAUCAUCGGUGGAGUGUCUGUGCCCUAUCCCACGGCCUACACCGACGCCUGCAAAACCACCGGUAUCCACUGCCCGCUGGCACCUGGGGUCAAGAACGUGUACAAGGCGCAGCUGUUUGUGAAACCUGAGUACCCGACGGUCAAUCUGUACGCGAAAUGGGAGCUUCAAGACCAAACGAAGGCGGACAUCUUUUGCUUCGAGAUUCCUGCUGUGAUCGUCUAAUGCUGUUCACACAUAGAGAUGACGAUAUCAGACUUUAAUCCGAGCAUUCCACGCGAUCGUGUAAAUUUUGCAGGCUAAUUUUUCCUACCUUAAAACCCAACCAGCAAAAGGUGUGAAAACGAACGUUUUCUGUGACGCCUUGUGACAUUAGAUCCCUUAAACUAAUACACUUCACCCAAAACUAGUUGGCACCUGCAGUCUCCUGAUGACGUCACACGAACAGGGCAUGCCAUGGGAAACGUUAGUGUUAUCAUCAGGAACACAUAUUACUUAAAAGAAGAGAAUUAUUUCCCAUGGUGUCACCCACAGCGUCCAAUUCUUACCUCACCAUGCAAACCUUCAAAAUCUAAUUAAACAAAAAGUAAUGUCUUUGUUAAUAAAUUUGGUAAAUUUGGGGAAAUUUAUUUGUACUAAACACUCCAUAGUCCAAGCGCGCAUGACUCUUUUGUCUCGAGCCAAUAGUAACAUGUUCGAUGGAUUUAUUGGAAAAUGGUGUCAGUUUUCUCAUUGUGUUUCUAAUUACAAGGAUCCUUUACUUAAUCUUCGCAUGGCAACAGAGGCCUUCACAUAACACUGUGUAUCCUGAAAGAAAAUCUUGCUGGUUUUUAUAAUCAAAAGAUGUGUAUCCUGAAAGAAAAUCUUGCUGCUUUUUAAAAUCAAAAGUCACCAUUUAUCGAACUGAAAAUAUACUGAGCAAUUAAUCCACUUAGAUUACUAUAGGACUGAGCGUAAACAUCUGAAAUUAUUCGCUUUUAUGACGUGCUUUUGGAAAGAUAGUAAUUUGUGCCGCAUCAUCCAUUUCAAUCCAUUAACAUGAGAAAAGAGUCUUUAAAAUAUUAUUCUUAAUUGGCCAAUUAUUAAUAAAGAAUAACAAGCAACUCA
Molecule: messenger RNA, 1443 nt
Organism: Patiria miniata (bat star)
Lineage: Eukaryota; Metazoa; Echinodermata; Asteroidea; Valvatida; Asterinidae
Product: NPC intracellular cholesterol transporter 2-like
Exons: 4
Coding region: 85-561 (158 amino acids)
Biological process (GO): intracellular cholesterol transport
Molecular function (GO): sterol binding
Source: RefSeq, a predicted model, not a curated record